CUGUGAUUUUUAUACCGUCUGGUUUAAAACUUUUUUUAAUAUCAUGUUGAUUGGACAUAUCAUCCAGAUGUUCUAGAGAUGGCAACCGAAAAUGAGGUGCAUUAACAAAAAAUGUUGUUAGGUUUUUCUUGACAGCUGCUGAGCCUAAUACUACGGAAUGAAUUUCGGAAACAACGUAGUGAUCUAUCUACUAAUAUAAUUUUAAAAUUUACCGUUCGCAUCACGUUGCAUUGAGCCAUUAGGAAAAAGAAACGACGAAGCUUUAUUAAAGUUGAAACGAGAUUUAUCUUUAACGAACAAUUAAACAAUAUUGCGAAACAUUGAAAGCCGGAAAAACGAUCAAUUUGCAACCUACACUGAGAAGGUUUUUGUUGUAAGAGAGAUUUCACCGAACGAUGUUUUUGAGAAUGCAUUUCUUUGAAUGUAAUUGACAGUGAUACUACUGUAUUUAUUUUUUUACAGAAAUUCCAUAAGUACACAACUUUUUGAGUGUAGCAAUAAUGAAUAAACUUUAUGAUUUCCGGUCACACACAAAAAAAAAAUUAUAUCUAUUGACAAAUUAAUUGAAUGAACUUUGUGUGAAGAAUAUGUCUUCUUAUAGAAAAAACGAUCAUUCAUUCGAUCGCAUAAAUGCCAAAAGCGCGGUUGUAAGUCUAAUGGGAAGUCCUUACCGUUUGGCAAGUAACCCUUUUACGCCGUCUUAUCACAUAAACAGUCGUGAUCCAGAUUGCACGCUCUUACAUCAGGCACCUUUUCCUUAUGGUAUCCCCAACAAUACUCAACCUUAUAAUAUCUUAUGUACAAGUUUACUUCGUACAGAUUUUUCUCGAAAUAAAAGUUAUUUCACAGAUGUUAAUUGGUUCCCUGAUGCACAAAGAUUCCUUUCCACAAGUUUAACAGGGGAAAUUGUCAUAUGGAAUAGUGAAACGUUAGCGAUUGAGGAUUUUAAACGUUUACCAGCGAGUUCUGGAGGCUUAACAUGCUGUGAGUGGCUUCCUGACAACUCUAUGGCUUUAUUUGGUGACAUGGGAGGUCAUAUUAUUUUAACAAAUGACUGUUUAUCCCCUUUAGGAAUUUUAAUGAAUGAAGUGCAACAUCCUAUUUUAUGUUUAACCCCUUCCCCUACAUCUCUAAAAAUAUGCUCAGCCUCGAAACAUAAUUUUCCUUGUAUUUUCGAUUUGAAAACACAAUCAAAAGAACGCGAUCUCGCAGCAUCCGGAUACGAAAUCAUUUGUUUACAAUGGCAUCCUUCUAAGGGUUUAAUUGCAACAGGUUCUAAAACGAAUCAACUUGUUUUUUGGGAUCCUCGCAGUGCUGCAGCUAUAAAAAUUGUCAUGGCUCACAAUGGUUCUUUGACUUGCUUACAAUUCAAUUCUGAAGGAACAUUGCUUGCCACAAGUGGUCGAGAUACAUUACUUCGAAUAUGGGAUAUGAGGACAAUGAAUUGUUUAUCAGUGCUCCGUCCAACAGACCAGUCGGAUUCUUUUAUUACCAAAUUAGCAUGGCACCCUUUGUACGACUCACAAAUUCUCAUAUCAGGUGAUGCGUCUGGUCGUUUAAUAACAAAUGAUUUAAAUUCUAAGUUUCCCAAAAAUGCUUUGGAUAACAAAUUAAAUUUUACACAAUGCUGUUCUUUGAAAAUACCCAUGUUUCAUGAACAACAAAUCACAGGAAUUUCAUUUCAUCCUUUGGCUCACUUACUGUGUACGACAGGUUUUGAUGGCUCUAUCAAAAUAUGGGGGCCGACUGUUGAAAAGUAUGGUAACGAAUAAACAAUUUUAGUGCAGUUCAAUUUUUAGUCAUAAUGUUUUAUAUCUUUACUACAUAGUUAAAACUAUAUUAACAUUUUUAAAAAUAUCAUUAUAUAUGAAA
Messenger RNA from Hylaeus volcanicus, 1872 nucleotides. RefSeq lists its product as uncharacterized. The coding region runs from base 588 to 1772 and encodes 394 amino acids. The record is from RefSeq and is a predicted model, not a curated record. Gene Ontology annotation, molecular function: protein binding. Gene Ontology annotation, cellular component: mRNA cleavage and polyadenylation specificity factor complex. NCBI's taxonomy places the organism in Eukaryota, Metazoa, Arthropoda, Insecta, Hymenoptera, Colletidae. The transcript has 12 exons.